Sesamum indicum (sesame) is the source of this 990-nucleotide messenger RNA. RefSeq names its product nuclear transcription factor Y subunit B-8. Gene Ontology annotation, molecular function: protein heterodimerization activity; DNA-binding transcription activator activity, RNA polymerase II-specific; RNA polymerase II cis-regulatory region sequence-specific DNA binding. Gene Ontology annotation, biological process: regulation of transcription by RNA polymerase II. Lineage: Eukaryota; Viridiplantae; Streptophyta; Magnoliopsida; Lamiales; Pedaliaceae. The record is from RefSeq and is a predicted model, not a curated record. Gene Ontology annotation, cellular component: nucleus; CCAAT-binding factor complex.
UCGCAUAAAUUAGCUGAAACCAACGGUGAUGAUAACCUAACCUCAUAUUCCCAUUUCCCAAUCUCUCAAUCUCAGUCGUCGUCUCCUUCCCCAUUUCUCCACCCUCCGAUCCUUCUCUCGCGCCCAAAAUACAAAUUCCACAAAUCCCCUCACACUAACAGGGUUUUUGGAUCGAAUGGCGGACGGACAGUCGUCGCAGGGAGCUCCCGGGAGCCCCGCCGGCGGCAGCCAUGAAAGCGGAGGCGACCAGAGUCCGCGCUCCGGCGUACGAGAGCAGGAUAGGUUUUUGCCGAUUGCGAAUAUUAGCCGGAUCAUGAAGAAGGCGCUUCCUGCUAAUGGGAAGAUUGCCAAGGAUGCGAAGGAGACGGUACAGGAAUGCGUUUCGGAGUUCAUUAGCUUCAUCACUAGCGAGGCAAGUGAUAAGUGCCAAAGAGAGAAAAGAAAGACAAUCAACGGGGAUGAUUUGCUAUGGGCUAUGGCUACUUUAGGUUUUGAAGAUUACAUUGAUCCUCUUAAGGUGUACCUCACUAGGUACAGAGAGAUGGAGGGUGAUACCAAGGGAUCAGCCAAGGGUGCAGAUGGAUCUGGAAGGAAGGAUGGAUUACAACAACCAAUUCCUAAUUCACAGCAUCCACAGCUGGUUCACCAGGGUUCUUUUUCACAAGGCAUGAAUUAUGGAAAUGCUCAGCAACAAGCUCAACACAUGAUGGUGCCAAUGCCAGGCAUGGAUUAGAAUGGGCUCAUCUUUGACCAAUGCCACUCCUUCAUCCUUUUAGAGAGAUCAGCAGAGCUCAAAAUGCAUUUCACUUCGACUGUAAAACUUUGUCUCAUGAUUUUUUUUUUUCUUUUUGUGCUCGUGUAUGUCUGAGCUAUAAUGUAGUUCCAGUAAAAAGGUUGUAAAUUUGGGAGUCUUUCUGGGUACAGACAAUAAUGUCGGGCAAGAUUGGUAACUUAUUGUUCACGUUAAAUUUCAUCAUAAUAUUAUUAUUA